AUGUCUCCAAACAUCAAGUCCCCCCUGGAAUUGAGAACUACUUGUCUGGACAAAGUUUCUUUCAAACCAGUUGAGGGUGAACAGGUGCAAGAAAUGGAUAACCCAGAGCUGGGACACACCAUAGAGGACUUGGAGGUAGAAAAGCCAGGUAAAAUGGUUGGCUAUAGAAACACGAUGGAGAAACUUUCUUUAAUCUGGAAAGAUACAUUUUGGCCAGGAAGCAGUGACAAUUUCCGUGAUGAUGUCACUUGGAGAAGCCAAAUGUUCAUACCGUUCUUGAGUUCCAGAACACCCACACAGCCGUCACCAUAUACAGUGGUUUUGCAUGGUCCUGCAGGUGUUGGGAAAACUACAGUGGCCAAAAAUUGUAUGGUGGACUGGGCAAAGAGCUACAGUCAGAUAGUCAAGUACGCUUUCUAUCUCAGCUGCAAGGAACUCAAUCACGUGGGGGCGUGUACAUUUGCAGAGCUGAUCUCCAAAGAUUGGCCAGAACUGAAGGAUGACAUUAAAGAGGUCCUUCUAGCCCAAGCACAGAAAAUUCUGUUCAUUGUUGAUGGUUUUGAUGAGCUGAGAGCCCCUCCUGGGGCACUCAUCAGUGAUAUAUGUGGUGACGUGGAGGCAACGAAGCCUGUGCCUGUCCUCUUGAGUAGUUUGCUGAUAAGAAAAAUGGUACCCAGGGCCACUUUACUGAUCACUACACGACCCCGGGCCCUGAGAGAGCUCCGGCUCCUGGUUGAACAGCCCCUCUUCCUAGAAAUCGAGGGCCUCAAGCAUUGCCAGAACUUGCAGGAACUUACACUGCAGGUAGCCAAGGGGAUAUUCUUGGAGAAUGAUACCUCAGAAUCAGCACCUCAGUUUGAGAGGUCUCAAGCCGACUACUAUAUUCUUCACCACUGGAGAAAUCUGUGCUCUGUGGUCAGCUCAAACAGGACUCUGAGCUUUCUGGAUGUGAGUCAAAGCUUUCUGAGUGACUCCACAGUGAGGAUUCUUUGUGAUUAUAUAACCCGUGUCACCUGUCAUCUGCAGAAAGUGGUGAUUAGAAAUGUCUUCCCUACAGAUGCUUAUCGAGAUUUCUGUCUGGCUUUCAUUGGUAAGAAGACCUUGACUCACCUGACGAUAGAGGGCUGUGUCCAGUGGGAUGAGAUGAUGUUGGCGAUGUUGUGUGAGACCCUCAAACACCCAAGAUGCAACCUGCAGUAUCUGAGGUUGGGAUCUAGUUCUGCCACCACUCAGCAAUGGGCUGAUUUCUCCUCGGCCCUCAAAAUCAACCAGUCCCUGAUGUACCUGGACCUCUCAGACAAUGAGCUCCUGGAUGAGGGUGCCAAGGUGCUGUGUGCGACUUUGAGACAUCCAAAAUGUUCUCUGCAGAGGUUAUCGGUGGAAAAUUGUCAUCUUACAAAAGCCUCCUGUAAGGACUUUGCUUCUGUUUUGAUGGUCAACCAGAGGCUGACAUACCUGUGCUUGGCCAAGAAUGACCUCGGGGAUGGUGGGGUCAAACUUCUGGGUGAGGGCUUGAGUUGCCCUGAAUGUAAACUACAGACCCUUAUGCUCUCGAACUGCUACAUAACCAAACGGGGCUGUGAACAUAUCUUGAAGAUCCUCCAAGAAGACUCCAGCCUAACAAACUUGGACCUGAGUCUCAAUCCCAUCGCUACUGGAGUGUCAUUUCUCUGUGAAGCUUUAAAGGAUCCAAAUUGUAACCUAAGAUGCCUGGGGCUCUGGGGCUGCUCCAUCACUCCUUUAUGUUGUGAGGACCUUGCGUCUGCUCUCCUCAGCAACGAGAAGCUGGAAACUCUGGACCUGUUCCAGAAUAACUUGGGACAGAGUGGAGUAACGUUGCUCUUUGAGGCUUUAAAACAAAAGAAUGGACCCCUGAAGACACUUAGGUUGAAGGCAGAUGAAUAUGAUAUGAAAAUACAGAAGCUGUUGAAGGAAGUGAAAGAAAGCAAUCCCAAACUGACAAUUGCAUGUAAUGUUGCUAGCACAACUAGAUCGUCAUAUUGUGAUUUUCUUUCCUGAGCAGCCUGAGACCAUUCUCUCCAUUGUGUGUGUCUGGGGUGGGCGGUUGAGAUAUGAUCUAAGACAUCUCAUUAAUGAAGGUCAAAGGGUCAAAUGUUAGUAGAUUAGGUUUCAAAAUGUAGGAUUUAGCACUGCUCUUUUUUCCUCUCUGGCUUAUAGUAAAUUCUAUACAUGUCACAUCCACUUUAUAAUCACAAUGUUAUCUCUCACAAGAAUAAUAAAACAAAA
Galeopterus variegatus (Sunda flying lemur) is the source of this 2247-nucleotide messenger RNA. Its product is annotated as NACHT, LRR and PYD domains-containing protein 2-like. The record is from RefSeq and is a predicted model, not a curated record. The transcript has 11 exons. Lineage: Eukaryota; Metazoa; Chordata; Mammalia; Dermoptera; Cynocephalidae. Gene Ontology annotation, biological process: regulation of inflammatory response. Gene Ontology annotation, molecular function: ATP hydrolysis activity; protein binding. Bases 1 to 2019 code for a protein of 672 amino acids. Gene Ontology annotation, cellular component: cytoplasm.